Lolium perenne is the source of this 450-nucleotide messenger RNA. RefSeq lists its product as uncharacterized. Gene Ontology annotation, biological process: nucleobase-containing compound metabolic process. The record is from RefSeq and is a predicted model, not a curated record. Gene Ontology annotation, molecular function: nucleic acid binding; 3'-5' exonuclease activity. Lineage: Eukaryota; Viridiplantae; Streptophyta; Magnoliopsida; Poales; Poaceae. Gene Ontology annotation, cellular component: nucleus; cytoplasm.
AUGAGCUUCAAGGUCACCUACACUGUCCGUGCGUCGAGGGCGGAGAGGCGGAUAUGCGAAGUGAAGGAGAAGUUCCUCGAUGCUGCACCAAUCAAGUGCAUCGGGCUGGACUGCGAGUUCACCGACACGGUGAAGAAUAUCAGGUUUCCAUUGGAACAGAGGCAUCGCGCCGCCGUCCUGCAGCUCUCCGUCGUGUACGAGACACUGGUCUUCCAUAUUGUCCAAGACAACGAUGUGCCGAAGGCCCUACGUGAGUUCCUUAACGACGAUUCAAUCGUCUUAUUUGGUGCUGCUAUCGGCAACGACAUCGACAAGCCGGAUUACUACGGCAUUGACACUUCGGCGGCGAUCGACCUCCAGCAUGUGAUCCUAAACCCGAUUGCCAAGCCGCUAGCUUCUCUGUACAAUAUAGCCAAUGCUUACAUUAGGACAAACCUAUCGAAGAGAUAG